AUGUUAAAAAUAGUUCUUAUUUUAGGAAUCAUCACAUUAAGCUUAAGUAUUGAUGUUGUAGAUGAUUAUGAUAUUGAAUCUUAUUUGGGUGAUUGGUUUGAAGUGGCUAGUAGUCCAUGGGUUCAUACAACUUUUGAGAAAAAUGGAUUUUGUAAUAGAGCUAGAUAUGGUGUAUUGACUACUGGAGAUCUUAGUGUUUAUAAUAUUUAAAGAGAUGGUGCUGGUGAUGGACCUAUAAAAUCAAUAGAUGGUUAUGCCAGAAUUCCAGAUCCAAAAUAAAAAGCCAAAUUAAAAGUGUUUUUAAAUGGAGGAUAAGUUGGAGGAGGAGAUUAUUGGAUUAUUGAAUUAGGACCAGUUAUUAAUAAUGAAUAUUAAUGGGUUAUUGUAAGUGAACCUGAAAUGUUAUUUAUGUGGGUCUUAAGUAGAAAUCCUUAAUAAUACAGAGAGGAUUAUGAAGAUUAUGUAAAAGAUAGAGUAAGUGCUUUGGGUUUCAAUAGUGUUUUAAAUAAGUAUGUACCUAGAUUUUUUGAUAAAUGUGUGCCAUAUGAUGAUUGAAU
This is a messenger RNA of Paramecium sonneborni, 557 nucleotides long. NCBI's taxonomy places the organism in Eukaryota, Ciliophora, Oligohymenophorea, Peniculida, Parameciidae. The record is from the annotation of a GenBank genome assembly.